Molecule: messenger RNA, 334 nt
Organism: Lepisosteus oculatus (spotted gar)
Lineage: Eukaryota; Metazoa; Chordata; Actinopteri; Semionotiformes; Lepisosteidae
Source: RefSeq, a predicted model, not a curated record
GCGCCGGGUAGCCUCUUCCUUUUCGAGAUCCGAGCGAUUGAGACAAGAUGGGCCACCAGCAGCUCUACUGGAGUCACCCACGAAAAUUCGGCCAGGGAUCACGAUCCUGCCGAGUAUGCUCCAACAGACACGGUCUGAUCCGCAAGUACGGUCUGAACAUGUGCCGUCAGUGUUUCCGACAGUACGCGAAGGACAUCGGCUUUGUCAAGCUUGACUAAUCAUGCGGUGAAGUUCAUUGGACUGAAUUCAUUGCUGCCCAGCGGUGCCGAGAUGACAACAUGGACUUUCAUUUGGGCUACGUUGUAAUAUACAAUAAAAUGUUUGCUGUCCGCUA